Capsella rubella is the source of this 899-nucleotide messenger RNA. RefSeq names its product cyclin-P3-1. Gene Ontology annotation, molecular function: protein kinase binding. The transcript has 2 exons. Gene Ontology annotation, biological process: regulation of cyclin-dependent protein serine/threonine kinase activity. The coding region runs from base 46 to 774 and encodes 242 amino acids. Lineage: Eukaryota; Viridiplantae; Streptophyta; Magnoliopsida; Brassicales; Brassicaceae. The record is from RefSeq and is a predicted model, not a curated record.
CCAGAGAGAUGAUCUAAAGCUCUCUCGAUCCACUUCAACACAAAAAUGGAAACUUCUAAAAACUCCACAAACUCAUCACUAUUCCAAUGGUUAGGUCUUUUAGAAGAUUCUGAUGAUCAACCUCCUGACUCUACCCAUCCUCGAGUCAUAACCCUCCUCGCUUCUAUCCUUGAGAAGAUGAUUAAGAAGAACAAAAAACCACUCCACACAAGACAAAACAAGUUUAUAAGUUUACUAACGUCUGAAAUUACUCUUGUGCAUAUAGUUUCUAGAUCCUCCGUUCUUAUAUUUGAAUCUCAUGGCGACAGGGAUGACGAGAUCACGAUGUUCCAUGGCUCAAAAGCACCAUCGAUGAGCAUUUAUCGCUACACAGAGAGAAUCCACAGGUACGCUCAGUGUAGCCCUGCGUGCUUCGUGGCAGCUUUCGCCUACAUCCUUAGGUAUCUACAGAGACCAGAGGCUACAAGUACGCCUCGUCGUCUAACAUCACUCAACGUUCAUCGCCUCCUCAUUACCAGUCUCUUGGUCGCAGCCAAAUUCUUGGAACGCAAGUGUUAUAACAACGCGUAUUAUGCAAAAAUCGGAGGAGUGAGCACUGAAGAGAUGAAUAGUCUGGAGAGAAGGUUCUUGUUCGAUGUUGAUUUCAGACUAAAUGUUACAACGGAGAGUUUCGAGAAGCACUGUCUAAUGUUGCAGAGAGAAACGGUGCCUUGUGAUUUAAGAAAACUUAGAACAGUUCUUGGAGAGAUAACUUGUGGCUGCCAAGCGAUUUAAUAUAACAAACAUUGAAUAAUCGUCAUUUCUUCAAUUUGUUGUCAAACUAAUUUAAGUGUUUGUUUUCAUGACUCAUGAGCAAAUAACCUAAAUAAAAAAAGGGACAAGAAAUCUUAAUCUAAUGA